AUGGAAGGAAAGAAUCAGACGGUAGCGACUGAGUUUAUUUUCCUGGGUCUCACAGAUAAUCUCUGUCAGAAGGCUGUCCUUUUCAUCACUUUUCUCUUUGUUUACCUAGUCACUCUGGGGGGUAACUUGGGGAUGAUCAUUCUCAUAGGGGUUGACCCCAGACUCCACACCCCCAUGUACUUUUUUCUUAGCCACUUGUCCUUUGUAGAUCUCUGUUCCUCUUCUUCUAUUGCUCCGAAGAUGCUAUGUGAUAUCUUUGCAGAGAAAAAGAGCAUCUCUUUUGUAGGCUGUGCUGCACAGAUGUGGUUCUUUGGUCUCUUUGUGGCAACAGAGUGUUUCCUGUUGGCUGCCAUGGCGUAUGAUCGCUACACGGCCAUCUGUAAGCCUCUGCUGUACCCUCUCAUCAUGUCCCAGCAGGCCUGUGUGCUGCUCGUUGUGGAGUCUUACGCCAUAGCUUUGACAAGUACCACCACCCAUACGACUUUCACCUUUUGCUUACCCUUCUGUGGUCCACAUGUGAUCAAUCACUUUUUCUGUGACAUUUCCCCAUUACUUUCUCUGGCGUGUGUGGACACUGAGAUGAAUAAGUUGGUGCUCUUUGUCUUUGCUGGAGCAAUCGGAGUGCUCAGUGGUCUCGUCAUCAUGGUCUCCUAUGUGUGCAUUUUGAUGGCAGUCUUGAAGAUCCAGACGGACAGUGGGAGACAGAAAGCCUUCUCCACGUGUUCUUCUCACCUGACCGCUGUCACCAUCCUGUAUGGCACCCUUUUCUUUAUCUAUGUGCGACCUAGCUCAAGUUCCUCCCUGGAUAUCAAUAAAGUGAUUUCCAUGUUUUAUACUGUGGUGAUCCCCAUGUUGAACCCCCUCAUCUACAGCUUGAGGAACAAGGAGGUAAAAGAUGCAUUCAGGAGAAGCUUGGAUGGGAAGCACUUUCUAAUAGUUAAAGUUAGAUAG
This is a messenger RNA of Dipodomys ordii (Ord's kangaroo rat), 951 nucleotides long. Its product is annotated as olfactory receptor 5G3-like. Gene Ontology annotation, molecular function: odorant binding; olfactory receptor activity; G protein-coupled receptor activity. The transcript has a single exon. Lineage: Eukaryota; Metazoa; Chordata; Mammalia; Rodentia; Heteromyidae. Gene Ontology annotation, cellular component: membrane. The record is from RefSeq and is a predicted model, not a curated record. The coding region runs from base 1 to 951 and encodes 316 amino acids. Gene Ontology annotation, biological process: sensory perception of smell; G protein-coupled receptor signaling pathway.